Molecule: messenger RNA, 937 nt
Organism: Tigriopus californicus
Lineage: Eukaryota; Metazoa; Arthropoda; Copepoda; Harpacticoida; Harpacticidae
Product: transmembrane protein 170A-like
Exons: 3
Coding region: 377-763 (128 amino acids)
Source: RefSeq, a predicted model, not a curated record
CAGCACUGACAGAAUGAUCACAAAAAACAAACCCAGGCCUUCUUUCCUUAAUGUUCCUGACUUCUUGGAAAAGGACUAAAAGGCCAGAGGACGAGCAAUUUGCUAUCAGCCCGGUAGGGAGUGCUCUCAGUCUGCGGGUGGAAGACCAUCAAUCAGACACAGACUCGCUCACCAACCACCCGAGGAGGUUGAACACCCUGUUAAUGUUGGAUUAUUGGAGAUACGUCGUGCUGGGUUUUGUCUUAUCGUUUAAAAGUAUGAAGUGAAAAGUAGCCCAGUUGCGGUCCAUAUUGAUGGGACUUUGGGUCGGGCCAUUGGUCGGAUCCCGCCUUUAGUCAAUGUCUUAUUGAUUGGUUGUUCAUCCCACCCGGUGGAAAUGGCCACGGAUGGGAAGGCCGAUGUGGAGGUGGCUUCUUCGCCUGUCAUUCCAGUCAACGAAGAAGGAGGACAGGGUGUGGUUUUGGGAAUCUGGUACAUGUUCCAGGGAUGUUUCUUGUCAUCGGUGACCAUCUACGGAUUGGCCUCACUCACGUCCUUCUUGAUCUUGAGGAAACACAAGUUUGGCCGAUUCUAUUCGAUCAUGAUCCUCUUCAUGGGGUUCGUCAUCCCACUGACCUUGGGGAUCAUCAGUUCCACAUCGAUCGCCUUCGUGUACCACACGUCCAAUAUCCCCCUCUUGCCUCAACCUGCCUUCCUGUGGGGCGUGGGUCAAACCAUAGUCCACGCCCUCUUCGGCCUGUCGCGAGUACUGGCCACCUUGUGAGUCAAUUGAUGUUCGUGAAAAGACGGGGGCCAACCACUUGUCAGACUUACGGGCAAGCGGAGUCAAGGAUCCGAUCGUUAUGGAGGAUUGAGAGGAUUAGCAUUGAGCUUUAUUUGGUCUUGACAUUGAAGACUGGCGAGGCGCCAAAAUCACAUAAAAUCCCCCCACCCCCAA